Cyanidioschyzon merolae strain 10D is the source of this 2073-nucleotide messenger RNA. RefSeq lists its product as hypothetical. Gene Ontology annotation, cellular component: Ndc80 complex. NCBI's taxonomy places the organism in Eukaryota, Rhodophyta, Bangiophyceae, Cyanidiales, Cyanidiaceae. Gene Ontology annotation, biological process: attachment of mitotic spindle microtubules to kinetochore. Bases 1 to 2073 code for a protein of 690 amino acids. The transcript has a single exon. The record is from RefSeq and is a predicted model, not a curated record.
AUGUUCGCAGAGCAGCUUCGGCAACUUGAGGCCCCCGGUCCAAUGUCUGCGACCACUUUGUCUGCGACGAAGUGGCAGCCGAACCCAAGGAGGAUGUCCUUGGGCCCGGGGGCGCGUCUGCAGACGACGGCUUUCGACUGCGAGAACACAGUUCCGCGAACGCCAGCAAGCACGAUGAAAAGCGUUAAGUCUGUUUCAUAUGGGGUCACUGGCAUGCGCACCGAUCCGAGACCUCUCUCCGAUCGACAGUAUAUGCAAGCUUGCAUGAAGAGUUUAAUUUGCUAUUUGACAGAGCACCACUAUGACCAUCCGGUUUCUCUGAAGACUCUGUCGAGCCCUUCGGCAAAGGAUUUUCAGUCCAUUUUUACUUUUCUGAUUCGACGGCUUGACCCGCAUUUUCAGUGGACGUCCAAGUUCGAGGACGAAGUUCCGGUCUUGCUGAAGCGCUUGAAAUACCCUUUUAACGUGAGCAAGUCUGCGCUCUAUGCGGUAGGGUCCCCACACACUUGGCCAACGCUGCUCGGGUGCUUGGCCUGGCUCGUGGAGCUGCUGAUUUUCGAUGUGGAACACAGCGCUAUCAAAACUCGGCAGAUGAAGCGCAUCAUGUUUUCUGUCGGUAUUCUCGAUGGAGCGGCCGAUCCCGAGGCAGAGACAACUGCUGACGACGAGGCAUCCAUCGAAUUAAAAGCGCGAGCAGAUGAGGAGGUUUUCUUCGAAUACGUCUCUGCCACAUAUUCUUCAUUCCUCGCAGGCUCGGACGAUUUUGAAGAGUUUGACAAUGAGCUCGAAGGAGUAUUUAGCUCCCGCAAUUCGGCUGCAACUUCUCGCUCGCGCGACCUUGAACUUCAGAUGCAAAACCUCGAAAAUCAGCUACAGCGAGCACAGUUGGCGGUUUCAGAGAAUGAGUCCCGGAUCUCUGACCUGAGCCAACGAAGGGAAGAUUACCUUUCGGAUAUCGAGAAAUUUCGGAAACUCAUUGCACAGUUGACGGCCCACAAGAGUAUGCUGGAGAAAAAAUUAGCCGAGCGCGAAGAGGAAGUCCAGGAAAAAGCCAGAGAGGUCACCAGUCUUAUAGAGCAACUGAAAGGACUCAAAGACAAAAUGGAAGCGCAGCAAAACUUAUCCAUCGACGUAGAGCGUAUAUCGCGUCGCCGUCGCGAACUGCGAGCGGCGCUCGACCGCGCCCAGCAAAAGCGCGAAGAAGAAGAAGCACGUCGAAAAGAACUUUUGUGCGACAAGGAGACAUUGCAAGGCAAGAUAGAUGAGCUUUUGCGCCGGAUUCACGCGCUUGUGGAACGCGUUGGAGUCCAGGAAACACGCACACUCAACGGUGUUCUGCCCUCUACGAUCGACAAGAACAUUAGCAGUGCCGACGCUCAAAAAAUUCAUUCUACUAUACAGGAUGCCUUGCGUGAGCAUAUGCAACAGGUAACUGAGAACCUGGAGAGAUUGAAUAGCGAAGUACUGGAGUUGCAAGACGCGAUCCGCAUGGUGGAGGAGAAAAUAUUACUACAGCGCGAAAACAAUCGCGUCCUUACAGCUAAGCUCCAACGGCUCGAAAAUACCUACAAUGCCGAGCGCGAGUCUCUCGCUAAGAGACUCGCAGACGCUUCGGAGAAGAAUGCUCGAAUCCAAGAGGAAAUUUGCGAUCUUCGAAACAAUAUCCAGGAAACCGUAGCGAACAGCCAGAAAGCCAUAGAGCAUGCAAGAACAGAAUGGCGAACGCUUGCUGCGAGCACACAGGCUGAAUACGAUUCGGCAAAUGAUUCCCUUCUUCUGGUAGUUGAGCGAUUAACGGAUCACAAGGUCUUUAUUCAGAACAAUCUUGCCACGCUUCAUCGCAAAUAUAGUAGCAUAUUGGCCGCCGUCUCGGAAAAUGAGAUCGACGGUACGGUUACAAGAGCCGGUACAGACGAAACAUCCUGUGACGCGUCGCCCUCGUUGCUUGAGCCGGCGUUCCAGUCUCUGCGCCUCCAGAAAAAGGCAGAAUCGUCGGAUAUCCGUAUUCAACAGCAACGCGAGCCGGAACAUCAAUUUGACGAGAACGUUCCUCCGAACCAGCUGAUGGUUUAA